CGACAGAGUGGCAACUCUGCUGUCGCACAGCUGUUCACUACACCGGCUGUAAAUAAAUCUUGGAGUUUCCACUGCCAUAUAUGUUUACUUACGACGCCUCCCACUAACUGGGCUUAAUGGGAAUCAACGAAUAAGAACGGUGUUUAGUGCAGAACAACAAGUUACACAGCCAAACCACCGUGUAUUCCACAGGCUGCGGAAAUUCAUUAGAGGGGGCGGUUCCCCGCGAUCUACGGAGUACGUGGCAAUGAAUCUGAGGCCGUGCUCGAACUGAAACCAAUUCUAGGCCCGUAACCAAAAAGAACCCAUUCCAAUACCAAUACCUACCCGCCCACCAAGAUGACGGCCACGUUGCGUUACCGCGGAGACAAAAGCAACCUCUUGGAGUUCGCCAAAAACCUGGACGCGUUCAAAAAAGUACCAGAGAAGUACACAGAGACAACGGAAAUCGGAGGGACACUAUCUCUACUGAGCCGCCUGUUGAUCGUCUACCUGGUCUACACGGAGCUGCAUUACUACUGGCAUGAAACGGACAUCGUUUACCAGUUCCAGCCGGACAUAGCAUUGGACGAGCAGGUGCAGAUGCACGUGGACAUCACCGUGGCCAUGCCCUGCGCCUCGCUGUCCGGCGUGGAUCUUAUGGAUGAGACGCAGCAGGAUGUGUUCGCCUACGGGACGUUGCAGCGCGAAGGAGUCUGGUGGGAAAUGUCCGAGCAUGACCGGCUCCAGUUCCAUGCCAUUCAGAUCCAAAACCACUAUCUGCGCGAGCAGUAUCACUCGGUGGCCGAUGUGUUGUUCAAGGACAUCAUGCGGGAUCCUCAUCCGGUGCGUGAGAGUCCUUCACAGAUGCCAGCUGCCCCGCCGCCAGGAGCCCUUCCCGCGGGCCUCGACCUCAUGCUGUCCCAUGGCCAGCCAAAUGCCCAGCCUGACACCAAGUUCGAUGCGUGUCGACUGCACGGAACUCUGGGCAUCAAUAAGGUAGCCGGUGUACUCCAUCUCGUGGGCGGAGCUCAACCCGUGGUGGGACUCUUUGAGGACCACUGGAUGAUCGAACUGCGGCGCAUGCCUGCGAACUUUACGCAUCGCAUUAACCGCCUCAGUUUCGGGCAGUACUCGAGGAGGAUUGUUCAGCCGCUGGAGGGCGACGAGACCGUGAUUCACGAGGAGGCCACCACGGUUCAAUAUUUCCUGAAAGUUGUGCCCACGGAGAUCCAUCAGACUUUCAGCACCAUCAACACGUUUCAGUACUCCGUCACAGAGAACGUGAGGAAACUAGAUUCCGAGCGAAAUUCGUAUGGCUCUCCUGGCAUUUACUUCAAGUACGACUGGUCGGCUCUUAAAAUUGUGGUGGACAACGAUCGCGAUCACCUGAUCACCUUCGCCAUCCGGCUGUGCUCGAUUAUAUCCGGAAUCAUUGUCAUUUCGGGGGCGAUCAAUUCCCUGCUCACAGGCAUCCAACGUCGCCUCUUACGGACACUUGCUCCGGAGUUGUACCAACGGCUCAACAAUGCUAAGACUGUUCCAUCGGCUGCUGCUCCCCCAUCGUCUGUUUCCGCGCAAACGACUUUAACACCACCCGUAAACGAGCUACUGAGCACAGCCAAUCUGAUGGCCAGCGUAGACAUCUCGGCCUAUCUGCCUACGGCACCACAAAAGCUCAAAGCCGACCUUUAACCGGCAUCUUUGGCAACAUCCGCUAGCGAAUCUCUGUCUGCAAACGCUAACCGACGCUUCUCGUCUCUCUAAACUAAUAUUUUUAUUCCAUUAAGAUACAAAAAAAUGAAGCACACACAAAUAUGGCGAGAAUGUUGUACAUAAAUAUUGAUAAGUUCAA
This is a messenger RNA of Drosophila eugracilis, 1834 nucleotides long. RefSeq names its product endoplasmic reticulum-Golgi intermediate compartment protein 2. NCBI's taxonomy places the organism in Eukaryota, Metazoa, Arthropoda, Insecta, Diptera, Drosophilidae. Gene Ontology annotation, cellular component: membrane; COPII-coated ER to Golgi transport vesicle; endoplasmic reticulum. Gene Ontology annotation, biological process: retrograde vesicle-mediated transport, Golgi to endoplasmic reticulum; endoplasmic reticulum to Golgi vesicle-mediated transport. The record is from RefSeq and is a predicted model, not a curated record. Bases 340 to 1674 code for a protein of 444 amino acids. The transcript has 3 exons.